UAUCCGUUUACUAGGAAGCGUGAAAACAAAGCCUACUCACUGAAUGUGGAGUAUAAAAAAAUUCCUGUGUACUGUCACAUGGAAGCUGCUGAGCUUGGAACAUGCGGAGGAGGUGGAUGGACGCUGGUCAUGAAGAUCGAUGGCAAAAAGGUAGCAGCAGCGAUGCAACAAUUUUAGUAUUCAUUGAUAAUAUAUUUCGCACGUUCAUGAUUAGCUCCAAUCCCUCGACUAAUUCUUCAUAACCAACUGCCGCUUACCAUAUUUGCAAUCGAAGAUGUAAGAAAUAUGCAUGAUUGAUUCUAUGGUAUAUUGCCUGUUAUUAAAAACUGACUUACUGGAUAAUGCAAUUCUAGAGCUCUGAUUGGCUUAGCCAUUAUGGUAUAUAAACCAUUAGUAAAAUCCAACUAGUGGUCUAUUAUCAAUGCUGCGUUCUGAUUGGUCGGCCUCAUGGGUUAUUGACUUAUCGAGGAAUAAUUGUUAAUUAUACCAUGCUCUCCAAAUAUGGCAACUGUAAGCGUCUGCUUAGCCUGUUCACAGAUCCUCUAUUUUCUCUUCAAAGUCCGUUGAGCGCGGGUGAUAAAAUGUAGACCGCAGGAAAUUCAUGGACCGCCAGCCCAAGGGGGUAGUGGUGGGAGAAGAAGAAAAUAGACGUGAAACAAUGUCGCAACAAUGCUUCGCUCGCGAGCUUGCCGAUGUUUUCGAAAAGAACGAAAAGAAAAAUAAAACAACGUCUGUGUACAGGCUAGCGUCUGCUCAAAAUUAAAAACAAGAUGGAAAUCGGUUGUUUUUACAAAUAAAAUAUGGAAGAAUUCUCGAUACUGCUUUGUGGGCGUUUUUAAUAAAACAAUUAUUCUACUCGCACUUGUUGGAUAUGAGAUAAUUAUAGCCAACUCGGCGCUACGCGCACUCGUGGAAUAAUUGUUAAAUGACCCAUCGAUCAACCUCGAGCAGUUUCGUUUAAACCAUUCUUUGCUAAAAUUACGACCGAGAAUUGCUAGCAAAUCAGUUUUGCGACAGAUUCUAAUCCUCAGUGGACAUAAGUGAACAACGGAGCUGGUUUUAGAAAAGUAACUAUUUAGUAAACAGCUUUUAAACAAUAAGCUGAAAGGAAGCUAACAUACCGUCAGCUUUUGGAUGGGGAUACAGGUAUUGAAAUAUCAAAUUUGUAAACUGCAAAUCCAUACUUGUCCUCACGGUAUGGGAGUCUGUUGUGUAAACCAUUCCGGCUCAUGCUUAAAAUUAGCUGUUAGUUACUUAUUUAAGCUUUGGUAUGAAUGGGGUAUAUGGGCAUGAUUUCAAUCCAGUGCAAUCCUGGCGCAAGUUUUAUUUUAAUAGCGUUUCGGAUGAAUUUUUAGUUUUAUAAUGAAGGACCAGAAUUUUUGUUCGUAGACUGGUUUGAUUUAAUUUUUACCCUUUUUUUGGCAUAUUUUCUACCAAAUUAAUAAUGUUAAGCAAAAGUGGGCGAUCCGAGAUAGCCCAUGGGGAGAAUCUUGUGUGCCACUCGCGAAAAUGUUACCGCGGAGGUUUCUUACAAGAAUAGGGCUUUACUGACAAACCAUGAGGCUAAUAUGGCUCGAAUUCGGCUGAGUUCUUUUUUAUUUGCGUUUUUAUGAACCGAGACCGAGUUGAGGUCCAUAAAAACGUGGAAAGAACCAGCCCAGUAUCCAGCCAUAUUGACCGAACAUUUGGUAAAUAAAAGAUUUAUUACAUGCCCAAAAAGGAAAUUGUUUCUCGUGAGAAGGGGCACAGACCACAGGAUUCGCUUCAUCUUGACGGGUCGUAAAACGGCCAGUCAUAUAGUGUAGCCUCUUCACACUGGCUAACUAGUAGAACCGAGAUGGCGGCCAUUGACCAUCAUCACGACGAAAUGUUUAGAGGAAUCUCGCCAUAUCACGUCAUUAAUACCUUAGCGUGGUUAUUUACUACAUUAUUUAAGGUCUUCAUAGCCUAAAUAUUCUCAAAACUGUACGUGGAGGCCGGGAGAGGAGGUUGGAUGUGGUUGUUCCCAAAGCCAAGACGACCAAGUUGAAUAGUCUUACCAACUUUUGGAGUAGAAUGUGACCAAGAUGACAUGUGAAAAUGGUCUGUUAAUUUACGAUAUAUGACUAUCAUUUUCUUCUUUUAUCUGUUUAGAGAACCUUUCACUACGAUUCCACAUUGUGGACCGACACGAGGGACUAUCAUUCUUCUUCAGGGAAUACCCUGUUUGAUCAUCAAGAGACAAAAUUACCCACCUACUGGAGCACACCGUUUUCUAAGAUCUGCCUCGCUAUGGAGAUCGACAGCCAAGUUAAAUCGAUCGUCAUCUACAGACAGGCAAACUCCUUGUACUCCUUGAUCGCUGACGGAGAAUAUCGUUCGACCUCAUUGGGUCGUAACACGUGGAAAAACCUGAUUGGCAUACAGGCUUCACUGCAGAAAAAUUGUAACCGAGAGGGUUUCAAUUCUGUGACAUCAUCAAGCAGGGCAAGAAUUGGCAUCAUUAGUAACAACGAAAAUGAUUGCAAGACGUGCGACUCCAGAAUUGGCUUUGGUACCGCAGGGCACCCUGAUGAUAACAACAUCUGUGGAAACGUAGCAAUGUAUGGUGGGGACAAUGGCAAUAAGCACAUAAAAGCCAUGGGUUACAUCUUGGUGCAAUGA
Molecule: messenger RNA, 2643 nt
Organism: Porites evermanni
Lineage: Eukaryota; Metazoa; Cnidaria; Anthozoa; Scleractinia; Poritidae
Source: the annotation of a GenBank genome assembly